Messenger RNA from Pocillopora meandrina, 10379 nucleotides. NCBI's taxonomy places the organism in Eukaryota, Metazoa, Cnidaria, Anthozoa, Scleractinia, Pocilloporidae. The record is from the annotation of a GenBank genome assembly.
AUGAAGACAUUAUGCUUGGCUCUGAUAUGCCAAUGUUUCGUCACUUUUACAUUGGAACAAAGCUUCGAGAUUUUGAGGCGAAGCAAUGGCAGAGACUCGUUUGAUAUUCCAUCUUCAGUGUGUAAUCCAAAAGGCCCAAAUCCAGCCGUCAGAUGCAAAACAUUGGGUGCUUUUAACCGGAGACGCAAAAAAUGCUCCUGUUUGUGUCCUGGCAGGAAUGCUACAUUUAUGUUUCACCAAAAAAAAUGGUCUUGUCUCCCAAAUGCACAAGGCAGAAGCCACUACUAUCGGGGUAAGAAAAUACAGUCAAACUAUCUGGUACAAAAUUGUUGGGUUCUUAUAAAUGAACUCAGAAACAAAGCUAAUUUUUUAGAAUAAGAGAAAUGGUAAGUUUUGAACUCGGUGAAGAAAUAAAGAAAGAAGUUUUUCGUCUUGUCACGAGCGUGGAGCAAAGAAAAAAAUUAUGAAUUCCCAUGAGGAAACGAACCCCAGACCUUCGGAUUCCGCGCUCCGAUGCUCUACCACUGAGCCACAGACUCUACGGUGAGCGAGGUCUAUUACGAAGUUCAUAUGACACGCGUCCUGCAUACUGCUAGGAUCAGCAAUUUCGAUAGCGUCAUGGGGACUCAGAAUUUUUUCUUUGUCCCUCGCUCGUGACAAGACGAAAAACAUAUUUCUCUGAAGCUACUUUUUGUGCACUACUGAAAAAGAAGGGUCGACAAUGGAGACUUGGUGACUGGAAUUGGGCUCAUCAAUCAAUCUUUCAUCAAUUUUAAGGCAUUUUGAAAACCCGCAGAUUUUUUGCAAUGUUGCUAAAACAAAAACUUUUUCGCUCAAAACCAACGCGGCACUUUAAACUCUUUUCCCAAUACCAUUCCUUGUCGGUUAGCUUUCAAUUUCCUUAUCAUCACAAAACCUAUGGACGCGAUUUCAAGGGAGCAAAAAUUAACAAUCAUCUUUUUCAUACUGAUAUCUCGAUGUCUGUGUGACUAAAGUUGUAAAAUUCGUUUAAGAACAUGGUCCACAACAUUCUUUAAAAAAUUGACGAUUACUUAAGCCAAAUAACUGUCCUUCAAAUCAAGUGAGGUAUUUUUCUGUAAGGCGCUUGAUUGUUGCGGCUUUUCUAAGGUUACUUGCAAAUUCCAAAUUGUCUUUGCCUCAAAAAUUUUGUAUUGACGUGAGCUUAGAAAUUUUUUCAAAACUCCCGUGACUUUUGAACUUAUUUUUGGUACAACGUAAGUAUCUUAAAAAAAGGUUGCGCUUUUUAAGAUUUGCUGGAUUCUCUUUUUGCACCCGCAGAGUGCGUCACGAAAACAAAUCUCUCCAGACAUAAGGAUUUCAAUUGUAAACAAAUUUCAAAGCUGUUGAGCGGCUCAAUACAGCACGAAAAAAUUAUUUUCUUUAGAAUGCUGUCUUUUUAAGACAAGAUGAGGUGUCUACUUAAUUCAUUUUUUCGAGGAACGAGGAGUAACACGCUAUUCCUAGAGAACAAUAAUCGUGGAACCCAGAUGAUGGAAGUAACAAAUUUGGCGCCAUUCUGAUUUAUGACAAGCGAGGGCGAGUUGACUUUGAAUUUUUUGUAACACAAUACAAUUUAUAACGGGAGAGAAAUACAGCACAUUUCAGAGUUCUAGUUACAAGAGAAACCAAAUUUCACAAAGUUGCUUCUGUAUCAUUUAGAUUUUUUCAGCACUUUGAUGAGACUAGGACGAAUUUUACGAGAAAAACAAGAGUAAUUAUCAGUUAUGUUCAAUGGGAAUUUCACCUAAAAAAAAUCAUCUCGCCUCUUAAAAACUACCAUCCCAUGCUUUCUUAGGGAAUAACGAUUUGGUCCGAUGCUAAGAUCGAUAUCAUGUUUUACUGCAUGUCAAUAUCUGUGAGCCAUUCUUGAUGGUUAUGGUUAACACUAUAUUGAUAACUUUUUAGCUCGUAAUUCAUUGCUGAAAAAUGUUCUAACAUUUCUAACUCUCUAGUGCUGUAUUAUUUGGCUCCUACGCCAGGAACUUACUUCAACUAUGCAACAGUGUAAACUCGUAAACACCUUUUUUUAGAAAGCAAAAUAUAAAUUAACGUAGACAAGCAGCGUGGCGGAUAAAUCUUUAUCAAGGUGAUCAAUAGCCAUAAAUCACUUCAUAUUGGGUUCAAGUGUUGGUUUCGUUGUCAUUGGAAAUCGACAAAACAAAGUACAGUCUUUCUUAUAUUAAAUCUGAAAGAAUAUAAACCAAAUAGUAUCCACAAAUGAAUAAUUGUGGCUACAUCAAGCGAACCUCUUACAUUAAUAGUGUACAUUAGCAUUAACAUUAGUGUUAAUCUAUGAGAACCAUUUUUGCUUCUAUCGUGCCAUUUUCCCCAGUGCAAAAAGCCGCGAAACUGGAGGUACAAGUUCCAGAUAUAUUGAACCAAGUUUCUAAAGUAGAAAAAUCUGCUUUAUGACAUUGCGAAAUACCCUUAGUCAGUAUGAUAAAAGUGGAGAGAGAAACGAGCAAAUUAAGUACCUGCCAAAUGAAACAAACAAUUCUACACACUGCAAUUGACCAACUGGAUAGACAGAUCCUUAAAAGUAGUGAAAAUAAAACUACAGAUAUGACACUAGAGAAGAUAUGACAAUAAACGAUUUCAGCCAUACACGCGUCGUAUAUCAAAUUUUACAACGAGUGCUUCUGAAUUCGAAAAUGAUUACAUAAUCAAGCUCUUGCAUGCAUCAAGAAAAAAAUAGUGCUGCACUUCAUGAACAAAGGGCUAACGCUCGAGACAUCAUCUUUAGAAACUCUUAUGGCUAAUUUUCCAUGACUAUGAAUUCAGUUCUCUGAUAAGUUGAAUUGUUAAGAAUCGCAGUAACAGACCUACUUGAACACGAGAGAUGGUAGUUCGUCAGUAAUAAAGAAAGAUGUAGGCGUUCGUUUUGUCAUGCGUGUUGGAAAAAGAAAAGUGUGAGUGGGGUACGCAAAUUCUCUAAGAAUCACUCCAAUGGGAAGAUGCUAUUUGUGAAGCACAAUCUAUUGAGUGUGGUGAUAUAGAACGGCUUUAACGAUGUAACCACUAAAUUAUACCUUAAAAAAAACUCGAACAGAUUUCUCAUAAGCUUUUUUCAUCAAUUUUAGGAUGCAGUUAUACAGCAGCAUUUACCCGGGAGAGUGGAGACCGCCGAAUACCAUCAAUAGGAAUUGGCGAAAGGAGAGACAUGACUCUUCGGCCUGUAUUUGGAUUCUGGUCGCUUUGGACCUGCUCAUUGAAUAUUCCCAUGUCGUGGUUUGCGGAUUGUUGGGAUACAAGACACCGGUUGAGUCAAUAUUCCAAUAUCGUAACGAAACUGUUCAAAAUUGGCCAGCAAAAACCCGCGAAUCCUUACUAUUUAAGGGUAAGCUCCUUUCUCCACCACUAAUUUCAUAUUUGCUAUGCAGCGUUCCCUAACUAUCAUGGCAACAAAGCCUCUGGCUAAGACAUUUCGGAUGCAUCAGUAAGAAUUCAGUUGUGCCUGCGGCGUUUUUAGAGAAUUUUGUUGAAAAUAUUGUGUUUUUUUUAUACUACAAUAUCCAAAGCUUUAUUUAAACAAUUUUAUGACGGUAUUGUGACCGAAAAAAGAAUCAUCUCUUCAUUUCUGCGUCAAUGAACCUAAUUAUGUCAGCAGAUUUUAUCUGCUGAAGAACUGUUAUUGAUGGAGGAUGUAGCAGAAUCUUCCCAAAAUGACCUCUAUUACACAACGAAGACUUUCGAGCAUCCGAGCGGACACGGUUGCGGAAAAAGUAAUUUUUCAUGAUUUUUUUUUCAAUGUAACUACAACGUAGAACAGUUCUCAAUUCAAACAAGGAACUUCUAUAAUAAUUUUCAAAAUAGUAUUCAUAGAAAUUAUGGAAUUGAAAAGGAAAAGAUAAAAAAGAGCCAGUGCUGACGCGGAUAUCCGAACAGUGACGAAAGUUCAUGAGGAUCUCAGUUGUGAGGCCCGGUGACCAUAUAAAACUAUACUGAACCAGUCGGUGUUACUGGUCGAAAACCGAGGCGUUUUCAACUUUGACUGUCUGUUGCAAGCAUAGGCAACAAAUCCUAAAAUACGUAACUGGUCUCCGAAAAACCAAGAAAGGCAGCUGAAAAGCGGUAUCAUCACGAAGUUCAACUUUAAUUUUGUCUCCAAAUAUGUCAGUCGAUCCCAUAUUUCUGCCUAAUAAAUAUUGUGCGAAUGAAACAAUAAACUAAUUUUUGUCACAUUCGGCGGCAAUCUCGGGAUAAUCCUGGCGUCCUUGUUGUAAGCGAGAAUCCCGGUGCUAUGCAGGUGAAAAUCAUGGUGCCAUCCUGACGAAAAUAUUGGUGUUAUUCCUUCCAGGAUCCCGAAGGAAAUUCCGGUGCGAUCCCGUGUCCAAAAUGCCAGAUCUACUUUUCAAACUUAUGAAACACACUUUGAAUGCAUGCAAAUAAAUUAAACUUAGCUUUUUUCACGCAGGUAAAUAGAAAUGUGCCAGGUACCAACCUUUUCCAAGGAAAGAUCAUGAACUUCAUGGUGGAGUGUACCUUGCAGAUUGGACGCUCACUUCUACGAACACGGAGCUGUAUGUUGUUCAAACUGGAAGGAAAGACCACAUGUAUGUAAAUAAGUAUUUUUGCGUCCUGGAGAAUUUUAAAACUCAACACUAAACUCAGGUUAAAUGAGAAGGAAAAAGUCGCCGGACGAGUCUCCUCUUUCAAGUCUUAUUGUGCAAAAUCUGUCAGCCAGUUUAAGACUAGUCAUAGACUACAUUACUGUUUCCUUACAUAACGCGGAUGGCUUGACAGUGACACUGACUGAGGAAUUUUUCGAUCUUGGACGUUCUUUCAUGGAAACUUGCUUUUAGAAAUGCGUUUCAUUUCUUGGCAAUUACAGGCUCUACCAAAGCAAAUCCAAGGCGCGCAAAAGCUAUAAAAGACUGUAAAAUUGUUCCUAUGAUCUUUCGAUGUUCAUCCUAUUGUUAGAGACAUACUGGUGUUUGAGCCAUCAAUAACUAAUCGAGUACAUCUCUGUUCACAGGUCCCGUAAUUAAACCAGUUAUAACAAGUUCCUCCAGCUUGCCAUCGUUAACAUCUUCUCCAGCAUCGCUUACUUCGUCAAACAGCCUCUCUUCCACAGUUACAGCUUCCACACAGAUCUCUCACGGAGUUACACCGACAACUAUCGCCGUCCAAUCUAGCAUCUCCGGAACUUCGCUCUUCCCAACAGCGUCCGCUACCUACAGAAUUAUCUCUGAAAGUUCAUUGAAGGCUUCGACUCUACAACCGACCAUCUCUAAAAUCCACCCACAAGCCUCCAAUUCAAAUUUACACGUUUCUGCAAUGUCACCGACACCAUCUCUUUCACAAUCGAUCGCCUCUGAAGCUUCUCCGGAAGUCCCCGAAACUCAGCCGACCAUGUCCGAAAUUGCACCGGCGCCACUUGAUACCCGAGAAAGAUCUGUAACAGAACCAGCCUUUGAGGGGCCCAGUACCCAAGUGACCAUCAAAACUAUAUCAGCAUCAGCAUCAGUACCAGACACUCAGCCGACUGUCGCCAAAAUUGUACCCACGGAGUCUACAGCUCCAGUGACAGAUCCAGAAACUGCACGGACACUAGACCAGGUGGAUCCAAAUAACAACAAUACUGCACCGAAAACCUUCCCCUCCAAAGUAAGAGAGUUAGAACAAUUAAUCAUUUUCGCUUCGUUGUAGAUGAUCUACAUGAAGUGACGUAGGUUUAGACUCACACCUAAUCAAUACAGAAAGUGAAACUGCAAUUGGUGACAAGCUCUUUAUACGUUUACGAAGAAAACCCAAAAAAUAGUUAAACUGAGAUAUUGUACGCCUCUUCUUGUGUAGUACAAAUUUACUUUUAACUGCAUCAUAUGAGCUCGGAAAUAAAUUUAAACGAAGUGAAACAAAAAAGAAAAAGCAUUCAGAAACUGCUAUGAUAUGACUUCUCAGAAUGGAGAAGAUUAACAUGGAUUACAAAUGAACACCAGGAAAAGUUUGGCUUCUCAAUAUGGAUCACAGUGAAACGUUGCUUUAAAUCUUUUGUUAUUCCUUCUUUGGUACCCAGGCUCCACCCUCUAUCGGAAGCAAGGAUUUAUCUUCCUCAGUUUUCAUCACUGGCAUAGCCGCUGCACUUGUAUUUGCUGCCGUCAUCGCUGUCAUCAUUGCCUAUCGUCGCCACUACUCGAAGUAAUUAUAACCCAGCCAUAACCCAUACUACUGUUUAAUGAUGUUCGAGUGCUUUGUUUUUCUCAUUUCAUUCUGUCAUUAAAAUAGCACUCAUUCCGAAAUUCUUCAUCCACAGUGAAAGGCGUCGCUCAAACUCCAUAGAGACUGUCAGUGAUAGGACAACGGUGAGAUGUUAGGGACCUUUUACUGUCAAACCUCCUGAGAAGUCCUGUGCCAACGUGAAUUGACUUAUAAUUUGAGAAUUCAAGCUUGAUUUGAAGUUGAAAGGCCGGUUUAUUUUCCAUCCUAAGUGCCAUGGAUUUGACUGUUGCUCUCUAACUUUCGAUUUACUGUCAUGUAGGCACACACACUGCAAAUUUCGUGACGUACUUUGUCGGUUAAGGGAUUGAAGAGUUUCACCGGUUCUCAAUUUCAUUUUCUAAUCUCAAAAUCUAAAUUAUAUCGCAGGAAACAAUAGUGAUGAGCCCUCGAAGGAAAAGGUCACACCCAUCAGAUAAAGAUAACAGCAACAACAAUACGCUUGGAUUUAAAAAUCAAAGUAAGUCUGAAAAACAAAAAAUAUUUCGUUCACUGGAGAUCAUUCAUUGGCCAUAAUGCUUUGAUCAGUUUGAAAUGAGGAGUAAACCUAUAGGAUUGCUGUCGAGCUUUGAUCUGAAUUAGUUCAGGGAGGGUGUGGGGUAGGGGUUAGGAAAGGCAUUUUCAGUUUCUGAACAGCGCUAUUUUUUGGAAGCUCCUUCGAUCUCUCUCGUAAUUGUAUCUUUAAUUUUCAGCGCAACGGACGUCGACAAACAGUGUUCCAGCAUGGCUAACCGACCUGUAUCAAUCUCAUGUAAACGGUUCACUUGAGGAAGAAGACAGCACCAGCCAUUUGUACGCCCCGCUUGACAUUCCAACAAUCGCGGCUGAAUUUCACCCAGAACCUUUUUAUCACGUUUUAGAAAAACCUGAGAAACCUCUUGACCAUGCCUCAGAAAAAAAUAGACAUGAUGCCAGUACACACUGCAACAAGAGAGAGCCAUUUUACUAUGUCCUAGAGGGACCUUAUCUCGAUGAUACAGAGAAACCUCCUCAGCGUGGUACCAUUUCAUUAGAAGAACCAAUUUACUGUACCUUAGACGAAGUCUAUCCACGUCGGUCCGGUUCGUCACAUGACACGGGCAAAAAUGAUUCAAUAUACAACGUUUUGGAUAGGCGUUAUUUUAAGAGCUCAAAAGUGCCUGAUCAUUAUGUGUUCGUGUCCCCCAGAGGUGAUAUUUUGAACCGGUUAGAGACACUUCCUAAGGACGCUUCCUCAACUCCUUCUAAUGAUGGCCCUAGAUGUGACUACAUGGAGAGGCACAAGGUCCUGGACAAACGCUUCUUUGAAGAAUCUGAGGUCGCUGAUCAUUACGUAAAAAUUUUCCCUUUCACACUUGAUAACACGAUAAGGCGUAUCGAUUCUAAUUCUUCAAGAAAAUCAAGUUUAGGUCGUCUGUCUACCAACGGACAUUUAGAGGAAUGCUAUUUUCGAAGGUCAAACAUUCCGUCUCAGUAUGUCAACGUGCUGGAUGUACAGGGUUUUAGCGCUUUGGAGAAAUUAGGCUCAAGUCUAAAUUCUUUAAGAAGAAAUUCUUACGUUCAUUCAACUCCCAAUUCUUUGGAAAGACUUGACUGUGCCCUAAAAGGUACAGAUGAACCGGAGUACAGUUCCUGGAGAGAACUUUAUCUUAGGGGCAACGUGGUUCCGAGCGAACGAGGUCCAAGCGCUUUGGAGGAAUUAAACUCAAAUCCAAAUUCUUUACGAAAAACCGCUUGCGUUCAUUCAUCUCUGAAUUCUUUGGAGAGACUUGAUUGUGCCCUUAAAAGCCCAGAUGAACCAGACUACUGUCUUAUGAUGGAAAAUUAUCUUAAGGGAAACGUAGCGCUGAGCAAGCAAGGUUUUAGUGCAUUGGAAGAACUAAGGUCAAAUCCAAACAGUUUAGGGAGAAUCUCUUUCGUUCAUUCAAAUACAAACUCUUUGGAGAGACUUGGAUACGCACUUGAAUGUCCAGAUGAACCAGAUUACUGUCCUAUGAUGGAAAACUAUUCAAGGGCCAAAGUAGCGCUAACUGGACAGGGUUUCGGUGCAUUGGAAGAACUGAGCUCACAACAAAGUUCUCUUAAAAGAACCAUUUGCAUUCAAUCAAAUCCAAACUCUCUGGAGAGACUUGAUUCUGCCCUCGGAAGUCUAAGCGAACCAGAGUACCGUUUCAUGGGUGAACGUUAUCUUAGGAGCAAGAAAGCGCCGAAUAGACAAGAUUCUGGCGCAUUGGGGGAACUAAGUUCAAAUCCAAGUUCUUUAAGAAGACCCAAAUGCGUUCAUUCAGAUCCGAAUUCUUUGGAUAGAGCUGAUCCUGCCCUUAAUUAUACAAAUGAACCAAAUAACGGUUCUUCGAUGGAUUGUUACCUAGGGGACAACGCAACGCUGAACAAAGGAGAUCCUAGCGUAUUAGAGAAAUUAACCUCAAAUCCAAAUUCUUUGAGACGACUCGUUGAAUUUCCAAAUAAACCAAAUUAUAACUCUUCGAUGGAACGUUACCUAAGGGAAAACGCACCGCUGAAAAGACGAGGGUCUAGCGCAUUAGAGGAUUUAAUAAGCUCAAACCCGAAUUCUUUGGGUCGACCUGACCGCGUUCAUUCAAAACGAAAUUCUUUGGAGAGAUCCGAUUAUGUCCUUGAAUGUCCAGAUGAACCAGAAUAUAAAUCCUGGAUGGAACUUAAAAUGUAUUUAAGGGGCAACAUAGCGUUAAGAGAACAAGUUUCAAGCGCGUUGGAGGAAUUACAUGUAAAUCCAAAUUCUUUGGAAAACAACGAUCAAAAUUCUUUAAAGGGAUCUGAUCGCGCCCUCGAAUGUCCAAAUAAACCAGAAUGCAUUUCUGAUAUUUUUGUCACCAGAGGCGAGUCAGGUGACAGCACAGAAGAUGUGGACUUGAACGCCUUAAAACCAACUGAUAGAGAGGAAAGAAACUGUGCAAAUUGUUACCAGGGAAUCACAUUUCGCAGAGGUGCUGUAAUGCGGAAAGAUAAUGCUAAAAAACGAUCUGAGCAGCCUACUGACUGAAUUCAAGACGGAAGUAAGGAGUGCUAAAGUGAAUGGCGCCUUGGCUGGAAACCCAAGGAAACUGAUUGCAUCGAAAAAAUCGAGGCUGAGCACUGAGAAAUUGAAACCGUCUGUACUAUGGAUUCUAGAAGAAUCGGAAAAUCAUUCGUAUAACUGAACAGGCUGCUUCAAAACGGUUCGAAGAGUGGCUUGCUUAGGGCUCAGUAGCAAGUGAGUCAUUUCAGUAAACUAAUUAAGGGCGAAAGUUAAAAGUACCAAAGAUAGAAGCGUCUCAACAAGAACUCUAUGGAAACUGAUCGCCAGCUGCGCUCUGAGAAAUUCUCGUAGUCCGUAAAAUAAACUCCAAACGAAAUCUUUCAAAAUUGCUGGCAUGCUGUCAAAGGGAAACGACCUUGAAAUUACACAAGGGAACUGAAACGAAUUAAAGAAUUCGGUAGAUCAUCAGUAUUUGGGUAACGCAAGACGAAAAUCCAGACUAAAUAGGAAAUUUUAAUUUAGUAUUGGAUCAUGAUUUAUUUCCUCCUUGACUCAGUGAGAAAAUAUGAGAAUGAUUACGAAUAACGCGACAUUAUUAUACAUCAUACCUGGUAGUUUAGCGAAUCCAGAUUUCAUCGUAGAUUUAUAAACGUGCCAACCACAGGCGCCCUUCUCUGCUCUCUUGGUGCAAGUGCAUCUGGCCUCAGCGUGUCUGAUUUUAGUGUACUAGGCAUGUUAAAGUAAACCAGAAAUUGGAGCGAUCUCCAUAUUUUUCUACUUGGCACUCUCUUAGUCAUAAGAGGUCAUUGACCAUUUAGUUAUAACUCCCGAGAAUAAUCAAGACAAAAUUUAUCGUUAUGAAAUCAACACAACAUCAAGCAGAAAAGUGAUAACGAUAAAGAAAAAAUCAAUUAGAGGAUUAUUAGUUGAUCCGAUACCAAAUUCUCCAAACUAACAUCAUAAGAAUUGUAUAGCAGACAGUAAAGAGAAUUACUAUAGUGAUAUCGUAAGAGUGCAAUAGUUUAUAUCUGUUUUUUCGGCUCUAAAUAAACCGCAAUCAUGGAAAAUACAGCGUAAGUAACUGAGGGUUUUUUUCAUUGUGCUUAACGGAGUGAUGAGAAAGUCUUCGUCUCAAACCCCUCGCGACUUAAUCGCUCGACUCCAC